GCGUGUAGCCCUCUACUGACACGUCCGGCUGCUAGAUGUAGAGAUAACAUUUCCUCAACAUGAACCAUCCGAUUAAGCAGGAGCGAAAAAACAGAUGGGGAUGUUCACCAUUAGAAGCAUUAAGCGGAUUACCGGAGUAAUGCGGGGUUUAUUUAUUUCGUCACAUUUCUACCUUCCAUCUUUCCCCGUGGAAAACACCCUGCUGUCGCUACGUAGCGUUGCUCCGCCCACGAUUACUGCAGUUCGCCUGAUACGUUGCGAAGUAACACCUCUGCACGGGACAGUGCAACAUAUAGUGCCUGCAAACCUCUUUUUUAAACGCCGAGCUCACAUCUGGAUUUCAGCAGGGUUUAUUGAUGAUUUUCAAUAUGGAUUUAUAACCAGAUCCUGACUGCAGAACCGGCGACUCGUCUCGACUGCUGCUCCCUCAUUAGCUCCACAAUGUAUCCAAAGAUACGGACGCUUUUAUUAUCAAAUGCGCACUGCUGGGAUGCCGACAGCAAGAGGUCAUGCCAGGACUUAUUCGAGAAGCUUGAUGCCAAUAAAGAUGGGAGGGUGGACGUCGCUGAAUUACGAGCGGGCCUCAAGGCAAUGGGCAUAUUUCGCCAGGGAGCCGCACAGAAAAUCGUGUCGUCUGGGGAUCAGAACAAUGAUGGGAGUCUCGACUUCAACGAGUUCAGCAACUAUCUGAAGGAGCACGAGAAGAAGCUCCGGCUCACAUUCAAGAGCCUGGACAGAAACAACGAUGGGCGCAUUGAUGCCUCAGAGAUCCAGCAGUCCCUUGCAGAGCUGGGCCUGGAUAUCAGCAAAGAGAAUGCCCUGAAAAUAUUACAGAGUAUGGACAUUGAUGGGACGAUGAUGGUGGACUGGAACGAGUGGAGAGAACACUUCCUGCUAUGCCCUGCUCACAACCUGGAAGAGAUCAUACGCCACUGGAAACACUCCUCGGUGCUGGACAUAGGGGACAGUCUUGCCAUCCCAGAUGAGUUCACAGAGGAGGAGAAGAGCUCAGGUCGAUGGUGGAAGCAGCUUGCUGCGGGGGCCGUGGCGGGGGCCAUCUCUCGCACUGGGACUGCCCCUCUGGACAGAAUGAAGGUCUUCAUGCAGGUUCAUUCUUCUAAGACUAACCCCAUAAGCCUCGUGGGGGGCUUCAGUCGGAUGAUCAAAGAGGGAGGUCUGUCCUCACUGUGGAGGGGAAAUGGGACCAACGUUUUAAAGAUCGCACCAGAGACAGCUAUCAAAUUCAUGGCAUAUGAACAAUAUAAGAAGUUGUUGUCAUCAGAGGGCCAGAAGAUUGAGACACACAAGAGGUUUGUAGCUGGCUCUCUGGCCGGAGCCACUGCACAGACAUCCAUCUACCCCAUGGAGGUAUUGAAAACUAGACUGACCCUUGGGAAAACUGGCCAAUAUACAGGAAUGUUUGAUUGUGCCAAGAAGAUCCUGAGGAAGGAGGGAAUCAUGGCUUUCUACAAGGGCUACGUCCCAAACUUAGUGGGCAUAAUCCCCUACGCUGGGAUAGACCUCGCUGUUUAUGAGACUCUAAAGAACACGUGGUUGACGCAUCACACCAAAGACUCAGCUAACCCUGGAGUUCUGGUGCUGGUGGCCUGCGGCACCAUCUCCAGCACCUGCGGACAGCUGGCCAGCUAUCCCCUCGCACUGGUGCGCACACGGAUGCAGGCACAAGCGUCUCUGGAUACAACAGACCAGCCCUCCAUGAGCAAUCUGAUGAAGAAGAUCGUAGCCAAAGACGGCUUUUUUGGACUCUACCGAGGCAUCCUGCCAAACUUCAUGAAAGUAAUUCCUGCUGUCAGCAUCAGCUAUGUUGUUUACGAGUACAUGAAGACUGGCUUAGGAAUUUCCAAAUGACCCUGGAAGCCAAUGAAAAAAGAACAUUAACUUAAUUAUUGGACUUGAAACUGACUGUAAUAACUCCAGAAAUACAGACAGACAUACAGAGCAUGACUUCUGCGAGCUGGAACAGGAGUUCAGCAGAUGGAAAACUGUAUGUAUCCUAAUGGUGGUCUAUCAUUAGCUAAAGCAUGUAUCGUUUGUGCUGAGCAUGCUUUAAUUAUUAUUCGAAUGUUAUACAUAAUGCACUCCCUAAGUAUGUACACUGUCCAAAAGAAUAUUUCACACAUAAAAAACAUAAUUGAUACAUACAUAACAUUAGCAUCAAUGCAAACAAAAACAACGCAUCUUCAGUUAGCAAUUUCAUUGUACUCAUAAAAUGGAAUGCCUGAUGAAAAUGGAAUGUCAAUGGGACACAAUGUGGUGCUUUUUGAUAACAAAAUAAAUAUUUUCUUCAGAGAAGCUGGAGCUUAAUCAAUGAGGCUUAACAGCAGUCAUAAUUGUGUUUAAUAAUGGUAAAAUGACACUACGCCACUUUAAAUGUUUAAGUCCACAGCCUUUAGGGGUCAUUUAAAACUUCUAUAAGUUGUAAACACCUGCCUAUAGAGUGCCUCCAGUCAGCUGAAAAAUAAAUAACCGGUUAACACUGGAACACUGUGAGCUUGAAGACAAUGCAUCUUGUGAAAAUAACUAAAUCUGUGUUGGAUUUGAGAGAUAGUUUAAAUGUGCCUUACAGCCACACAAUGUGAACUUUCUGGCAUUAAUAUAUAUGAAUUUACUAUAUACUUAUACACAAUGCAUUUAUGAACUGUUAUGAUGGGUACUACAACGAUGCAUGGUAACAAUUUAAAAUAGUAAUAACUGGACGUUGUGAUUGAAACACUUGCUAGGAGUAUGUUUUGUCCUGUGUCACUUUUCUACAGUGGCCCUGAAGUGCAAGUCAAAACAACAUUUCACAAAACACUACAACAUAUCAAAAAAGACUUCAACAUGUCAUAAAACGCAACGACAUUUCAAAAAACACUACAGCAUUUCAGAAAACGCCACAGCAUUUCACAUUUUACGGAAAGGGAACCUGUUAA
Messenger RNA from Notothenia coriiceps (black rockcod), 2933 nucleotides. RefSeq names its product calcium-binding mitochondrial carrier protein SCaMC-1-like. The coding region runs from base 442 to 1869 and encodes 475 amino acids. The record is from RefSeq and is a predicted model, not a curated record. Gene Ontology annotation, molecular function: calcium ion binding. Gene Ontology annotation, cellular component: mitochondrial inner membrane. Gene Ontology annotation, biological process: transmembrane transport. The transcript is spliced from 10 exons. Lineage: Eukaryota; Metazoa; Chordata; Actinopteri; Perciformes; Nototheniidae.